AUGGCAUCCAUCAGCACAUCGCGACAGUCGUCCAUGACGGACGCCAAAGUCGACAACAGCGGUAUCGACUCAGGAUACACCUCUGGCCAGUCCGACUACUCGCCCUCAUCAUCGACGGCCAACCUGCCCCUCAUGUCUCUCACCAAAGCACACAUCUCGCAUCUCAACGACCAGCUGGAGCACAUGCACCCCAUGGACAUUCUCCGCUUCUGCAAGAUCAUGUUCCCCAACCUCUACCAGUCCACGGCCUUUGGUCUCACCGGCCUCGCCACCAUGGACAUGCUCUCCAAGAUCCAGGAGGAGAACCCAGAGUCCCGCACCGUGGACCUCAUCUUCCUCGAUACGCUCUACCACUUCCAGGAGACGUACGACCUGAUCGACAAGGUCAAGGCGCGGUACCCCAACGUGCCCGUGCACAUCUUCAAGCCCGAUGGCGUCAACACGGCACAGGAGCUCGAGAAUACGUACGGCCCCGAGCUAUACAACACCUCGUCGGAGCUCUACGACUGGAUCGUCAAGGUCGAGCCGCUGCAGCGUGCUUACGACGAGCUCAAGGUCGCUGCCGUCCUCAACGGCCGUCGACGCUCUCAGGGUGCCGCCCGCGGAUCGAUCCCCAUCAUCGAGCUUGACGAGGAGCGCAACAUUGUCAAGAUCAACCCCAUGGCUGCCUGGUCCUUCAACCAGGUCAACGACUACAUCAAGGAGAACAACGUCCCCUACAACGCUCUCCUCGACCAGGGGUACAAAAGCGUCGGUGACUGGCACUCGACCGUGCCCGUUGCCGAGGGGGAGGAUGAGCGUGCCGGACGCUGGAAGGGACAGCAGAAGACCGAGUGCGGCAUUCACAACAAAAAGUCGAGAUACGCGGCAUUGGAGGGCAAGGUGGUCCAGCCGGUAGCCUAG
Molecule: messenger RNA, 903 nt
Organism: Emericellopsis cladophorae
Lineage: Eukaryota; Fungi; Ascomycota; Sordariomycetes; Hypocreales; Bionectriaceae
Product: phosphoadenosine phosphosulfate reductase
Exons: 1
Coding region: 1-903 (300 amino acids)
Cellular component (GO): cytoplasm
Molecular function (GO): phosphoadenylyl-sulfate reductase (thioredoxin) activity
Source: RefSeq, a predicted model, not a curated record